GAUGUCACCUUUCAACAUCACCAGUUUGAACUUACAAUACUUAAGUCCUGGCAAGUCAUAGGUGGGGAAAAUGUCUCUCCCAAGAUUCCAAAGAGUAAACUUUGGGCCAUAUGAUAAUUACAUUCCAGUCAGUGAAUUAAGCAAAAAAUCAUGGAAUCAGCAACACUUUGCCCUGUUAUUUCCCAAACCACAACGGCCAGGAACCAAAAGGAGAUCAAAACCUUCUCAAAUACGGGACAAUACGGUUCCUAUAAUUGAUGAAGAACAAUUUAGAGGAGGUCAUAGACAACCAUUAUGGAUGUACCGUUCUUUAAUGAGAAUUUCUGAGAGACCAUCCGUUUAUUUAGCUGCCAGGAGGCAGCCUCUCAAACCAACUCAUGCUGCCAAGGUGGAUUCUAAAGCCGCAGAGAUUGGUAAAAAAGGUGAAGACAAGACAACACAGAAGGGCACAACAGAUUCAGAAUCAGAAUUAAAACAAGGAAAAAAAGAUUCAAAGGAAGGCAAGGAUGAAGAGAAAGGAAAAGAUGAAAAGCUAGUUGCAAAGAAAGAUAGCAAAAAUGGUAAAAAGGCUGCAGAGAAGGGCAAAGACUCAGCUACAGAAUCUGAAGAUGAAAAAGGAGGUGCAAAGAAAGAUGACAAAAAAGAUAAAAAGGAUUCAAAGAAAGGCAAAGACUCAGCAACAGAAUCUGAAGAUGAAAAAGGAGGUACAAAGAAAGAUAGCAAAAAAGGCAAAAAGGAUUCAAAGAAGGGCAAGGAUUCAGGCACAGAAUUAGAAGCUGUAAAAGCAGAUGAAAAAAAGGACGAGGACGGAAAAAAAGAUGCAAACAAAGGUGAUGAAUCGAAGAAGGCCAAGAAGGAUUCCAAGAAAGAUGCAAAGGAGAGUAAAAAAGGUAAGAAAGAUAAGAAGCCCAGUAGUACGGACAGUGACUCAAAGGAUGAUGUCAAGAAAGAGUCUAAGAAGGAUGCCAAGAAAGAUGCCAAGAAAGUUACUGACAAAGAAUCUGCUGAGUCAAAGAAGGAUGAAAAGAAAGAUGCAAAGAAGGAUGCAAAGAAAGAUGAAAAGAAGGAUGCAAAGAAGGAUGCAAAGAAGAAGGGCAAGUAGGCCUUGGAUUAGAAUUCGCACUGCAAGAAUAAUUCAAAAGCAUAUCUGAUGAAACAAUAGUGGUAGUCUGCAACUGAAUUUGUGAGAAAACAAGAGGUUCAAAGAAUUAAAUAAUUUUUAAAAGGUAGUAAAGAAGGAUACAAAGGAGAACUCAGAAGAGAUUUAUAAAAAUGUAUAAGAAAGAUGUCAAGAAAAAUUAAGGGGGGAUCCAUUGAAAGACUUGAAGAAUAUAUAUACUUAAAUUUGGGGAUAUGAAGGAUUCAAUGAAUGAUCUCUAGAAAGAUUUAAAGAAUAUUCAGAUAAGAAUGUUGAAGAUAAUGACAUUAAAUCUAUGGAGACACACACACA
Messenger RNA from Cercocebus atys (sooty mangabey), 1450 nucleotides. RefSeq names its product cylicin, basic protein of sperm head cytoskeleton 2 (gene CYLC2). Lineage: Eukaryota; Metazoa; Chordata; Mammalia; Primates; Cercopithecidae. Gene Ontology annotation, molecular function: structural constituent of cytoskeleton. The record is from RefSeq and is a predicted model, not a curated record. Gene Ontology annotation, cellular component: nucleus. The transcript has 6 exons. Bases 71 to 1102 code for a protein of 343 amino acids.